CGGGACUCGGAUUAUUUGCCUCGCCUGUCAGAUUUGGAGCAACUUGUUGCGCAGCUGCUAUUCGCAGCCCCCCCACCCUCUCCUCCUCCUCCUCCUCCUGGAACGGUACCGUUCCUCUUCCUCCGUUCCUGUGCGCGCGAGGACUCGGAGACUCAACGUGACGGGAGGAGACACGCACGCUCACGGUGUUUAUAACCUCCACGAGUCUUUAAUAUGAGCAGAGUUUCGGGGGAUGCGAGUCAUGAGCCGGACGGAGCGGAGCUCCAGCCUCUUCUACCUGACUCUGCUGCUGUGGACCAGGCGCACGAGCGGACUGGCGGACUUCUCCAACUACCUGUCCAGGAUCAUCACCAGCCACUCCGCCCACGCCUGUGACGGGCAGCCCCUGCGCCUCCACUGCCCGCGCCACUCCACCAUCUCCAUCCAGUCGGCGUUCUACGGGAGCGCAGAGGUUCGGCUGUGCAGGGCGGAGCAGGCCCCCGGCGCUGUGAACCGCAGCUGCUCGGCGUUUACGGCUCUACAGAAGCUGCUGUCAGAGUGUCAGAGCCACAGAGACUGUCAGCUGCCCGUCAAUCACCUGCUGUUUGGGAAGGACCCCUGCCCCGGGACCGCCAAGUACCUCCAUGUGCACUACAAGUGUAAACCCACUGAGCACAAAAGACACGUGGCGUGUGAGGGGGAGACCAUGGUCCUGCGCUGCAAGCCCCCCAGGGUGCUGAACAUAUACGCAGCUGUCUACGGGAGAAGUCUGGGUCAGACCGACACCUGCCCCUCGCGCUCCGCCAGACCACCCCCGUUCGAGUGUCUGAACCACGAGGCGGUGCACUCGGUGUCCGAGUCCUGCUACAGCAGGCACAAAUGUGCCGUUGCCGUCGGCAACCAGACCUUCAGGGACCCCUGCUUCCCAGGAACAAGGAAGUACCUCAGCGUGGUCUAUUCCUGCGUGCCACUGGCCUUACUGAGGGAGGCAGACCCGGAGAUAUUAAGCCCCGCCACAUCACCUACUGUGUAUACGGAAAAAGCUCCUCCGACAGGCGAGGGGCCGUUUUCAAAAGGGUCACGCAGGCCAGACCGCUCCGGAGCCAUGAUGAGCGACUCUCUCCUGACCUACGCCUACAUUAAAGAGCACCCAGAAAUGGCAGCACUGCUGUUCACCUGCAGUGUGUGUGUCGGUCUCCUCUUCACCCUGCUGGCCGUUUCCGUCCGGGUGACCUGCCGAGGGCGGCGGCCUCAGGAACGCCGACUCGCGCCCAGACCGGGAGGUCAGACCGCUCGCUGUCAGGAGGAGGAGGAGGAGGAGGAGGAGGAGGACGAGGACGAUGAUGAAGGAACUGAAAGCUCCCUGAUUUCUGCAGCAGACAGGAAAGCCAUAUUUGGAUGGGAGGAAGUGACUUACGUGAGCGAGGCGGCGGACCGGGCGGAGAGGAUUGAACGCAGAGAGAUGAUCAUACAGGAGAUCCGGAUGAACGCUUUUCUGAAUGGCGGCUCGUGUUAAACACAUCUCACACUGCUCUGCUCCUUUCGGAGGAGUAAACUCCGGUGAUAAAUAUUUUUAUACUGUAUAGAAGUUUGUUGCAUUCCUAUUAUUGCAAGACUCAGACGUUGAGAUGUUGGCAACUGUGACAAAAGGAGUGAAAUCGCACACAAAGCUGAGGCGGAUCUCAGUAUAUUCAUACACGAUCAAACAUUAGUGAUAUCAACCAAAGACGUUUGUCAGCAGAUGGGACUGGCAUGACAGCAUUACAAAUGCAUUUAAGAACAUGAAUUGUGUUGGACUAAAGCAGGUAAAUCAUCAGAGGUAGUUGAGAUUGGCAGCUAUCCGUGCCAGCAUAUGAUCCAGUUUCAAAGUUGAUCCUUCUUUUUUAAUGUUUCAUAUCUGAAUGUAAACAUGAUGAUCUCUCCACUUUGAGGUCACACAGUUCAUGUAAGGACUUUUUUUUUUUUUUUUGUAAAUGCAGUAUUAUUCAAUCCUCUUUGAGCAGUCUACAGUUCCUACACGGCUCGAACCCUUAGCGUGUGGAUUUCUCACGCUGAGCGUUCCAGCUCCCCCGUCUCUUCUGGAUUAACCUUCCUACCAUGUGUCAGCUUCCUGGCUCGCAGCAGCUCCGCCUGCAAGAGGUCUCAGCUGGAGACAAAGAGAGGAAAGGUGCAGCAUCCUUGUCCCUGCACUCCCAGAAGUCCAACACACUUUGUUUGAAACCGGGAUUUGUGCAUAAACAUCUUGUCUGUACAAACUAAAGCAAAGGUCAAAUUUAAUGGUUUUAUUUUUCACUUUGUUUUUACUCACACAGUUUGAA
Molecule: messenger RNA, 2297 nt
Organism: Salarias fasciatus (jewelled blenny)
Lineage: Eukaryota; Metazoa; Chordata; Actinopteri; Blenniiformes; Blenniidae
Gene: eva1c
Product: eva-1 homolog C (C. elegans)
Exons: 8
Coding region: 233-1495 (420 amino acids)
Molecular function (GO): carbohydrate binding
Source: RefSeq, a predicted model, not a curated record